AUGGUCUACCGAAGUGAUUGUGAAUGUUUGCAUGUGUGCACUUGUGUGAUUCAAUAAUCUGUCAAAGUGCCAAACCAAAGUUUUGAAACUUGUUACGUGCCUUCAUAUACAAAAUGAAAAGUUUUAAAAGUGUGUUGUAAAUAAAACUUUCAGUACUAAAAAUACAAAGAUGAAUUACAAAACUUUAUUUCUAUGUUCCUUGGUGGGAGUUCUUUUAUUUAAGGAAGCAAACUGUUUGAACAAGAGAUGUAUAAAAUGCAGAUCGAGAGGUGAACUUGGCUCAUGUGGGGAUCCAUUCCCUUUUAAUGUAACAGAACCGGAAGCGGAGGUGGGCAUUCAUGUUGUAGCAUGCCCAUCUGGCUGGUGUGGAAAGUCUUUUGAGGGCAAUAUUGGUGCAUUUAAAAAUGAUGAUUAUGGUGCUGCAACAGAAAGAAUGUGUCUCCAACGUCCACCAAGCGACUAUGAAGAGAGAUGUGCGUAUACUAUGUGGAGUCACAGGAAAGUGUACAUGUGUUUUUGUAACGGAGACCUCUGUAAUUCAUCUUAUAAAAUUGUAGCUAUUCCUUCGGUAAUUUUAGUAACUAUUUCCAUACUUUUUUAUAAUUUUUUUUAUUCAUAGGUGACUUAAAUGUGUCCAAGUUAGUUUUUUAAAUGUGAUAUUUGUAAUGUAUUUGAAUCUCUAUAAUU
This is a messenger RNA of Papilio machaon (common yellow swallowtail), 687 nucleotides long. RefSeq lists its product as uncharacterized. The record is from RefSeq and is a predicted model, not a curated record. The transcript has 3 exons. Gene Ontology annotation, biological process: regulation of synaptic transmission, cholinergic; positive regulation of voltage-gated potassium channel activity; sleep. The coding region runs from base 170 to 619 and encodes 149 amino acids. Lineage: Eukaryota; Metazoa; Arthropoda; Insecta; Lepidoptera; Papilionidae.